Messenger RNA from Orbicella faveolata, 3548 nucleotides. RefSeq names its product adenosine receptor A2b-like. Gene Ontology annotation, biological process: G protein-coupled receptor signaling pathway. Gene Ontology annotation, cellular component: plasma membrane. Gene Ontology annotation, molecular function: G protein-coupled receptor activity. Lineage: Eukaryota; Metazoa; Cnidaria; Anthozoa; Scleractinia; Merulinidae. The record is from RefSeq and is a predicted model, not a curated record.
CGGGCUUUGAACAACGCGGCCCGGCAAGUUCGUGAAAGUAAUCGGUUCCUAUUAUAUAUCGCGAAAGGAUCACCAAGAUUUCUUUUCAAGAUCAGACACCGCGACGUUACCAUAGUCUUACGGAACCGUGUUGUCAUGGAAUUUAAAUUCUUGUUAAAGUAAACUCGUAAACGCCCAUUUUCCUGCAACCUCUUCGGAUAUUUUCCGAUCGAGAUAAAACAAUUACAGUGGUACCUCGAUAUAAAGAAGGGUCAAGAUAUGUUCCCUACAACGUAACUAUGUUUCGUUAGACUGUAUCGGGAUUUCUUUCCAUAUAUUUUACUAUUACUGGGGCGAAGAAUAUCGUUCGUUAUAACGAGGACUUCGUUAUAAAGAGGUUCGUUAAAUCGAAUUCUCACUGUAAACAGUUUAGCACACCCGAAUAAUAUCUCUUGUAAAUAAAAAAGCACAGUACGCAAUAACAUCAGACACUAUCUGCUCUCCAUGCAAGCUGACAAGUUAAACAUCGAUAUUUGCCAAUUUUAGUGACAGCCAUAUAUGGACGUGUGUUUAUAACAUCUUUUCCAUAAUACUGGCAUCUGGCUUUAUACAAGCAAUUAUAGCACAACUGGAUGGGCGAUAGCAAACGGUAUCAUCUUGUUUGGGGUAAUAAGCGUAAGUUUGCAUCUUUGUGGAUAAAUUUUGAUGAGUUAACUCAUUUAUCAUGUUUUCUGAUAUAAAAGUUGAUGUAAACAGAUGUACUUUAACUUCUCUCGAUGGAGGACUCUUUAUUGCUGUGAACUGCUUGAUAAGUGUUAUUGGAAGUUCAGGGAACAUCUUUGUCUGUCUCACCGUCCUGUUUACACCAAGGCUACAAGUUGUGUCAAAUUACUGCAUCGUGAAUUUAGCUUUGGCCGACCUCAUAGUCAAUGUACUGACUGAGCCGCUAGCUAUUGCGAUUUUUGUUGGUAAACUUCACGGCACAUGUUACGUGAGAGCUGAACACGCCGCUCGUUUUAUUGGAAAUUUGUCAUGUGCAUUAUCCUUAUUAACUCUGGCGACGAUGAGCUUCGAUAGAUGUUUCGUCAUCUUAAAACCUAUGAAAUAUAAACAGGUCGUCACCCCAACUCUUUUAAAGUCCAUGCUGAUAUUUUAUUGGUUUUUGGCGUUGAUUGUGCCCAUCUUGGACGCAUUUGUAGAAGACAAACUUGUCUACAUACAUUUUAUUCUUUGCGGGAUUAUUAUUAUGUAUUCAGUUGUAAUUAUCUGUUAUUCAGCAAUCUUCAUAUCUGUUCAAAAACAGAACUCUGUCAGGCAAAGAGAGCUUCAAAAUCACCAAUCUGCUAAUAACGAAAAGGACAAGAGACUCGCCAAGACUAUUGCGCUUGUCAUAGGUUUCUUCACAGUGUUUUGGAUGCCAUUUGGAUAUCACAUUGCUAAGAGCCCACAAAAAAAUUACGGACUCAGUUAUAUAGCUUCAGUUACAGCUAGUUUUGCAAACUCUGCCAUUAAUCCUUUAAUAUACUUUUAUAGAAACAAAUGUUUUCGCGAUGCUCUGAGAAGAAUUCUUAGUAACUGUCAUCGUAGACACAUAGUGAACCCUCUACGUGCAUCGCUACAAAACCCGACUAACAACAAUGCAACACCCACAGCUUUACAAAGAAGGAUCCCUUCCAAGAACGUAGGUGAUAUGAAACUGCAAUGAAGAUGCCAAAUACUGCAGCUUCUUACAGAAGGUUCUGAUGAGUUAUUAGAGGCAUCAAGACAAGAAACCAAACUUUGAACAGAUAGACAAAAUAAAAGUUAUGGUGUGCAUCUUAUGUUUUGAAGUUGCAAAAAAAUUCUGCAGCUAUAAGUAGAUUUAAAAAUUUAUUUGAGGAAAGAUGUGUAAAACAGUUUCUUUUCAUGUUAACUAUCAUAUCUUUAUGUCUACAAACUACGUUUAACCUUUUGUGAUAGUGCAUUCGGUAUUGAGCAUGAGUCAUUUAGCUUCAGCUGUUCUGGUGCACUUGUUUUCGAAGGAAAACACAACAAGAAACUCAUCCGCCUCUCAAAGCACCAAAAAAUAUUUAUAGCUCGCGGUGGUAAAAACAUGUUGUAUCCAUGUUUGAUCGGUUGAUCAUCAAAGAUUAUAUGAAGUACUGUUUGUCACUUUGUAUAUAAGUUAUUUUAAUAAACGUUGUGCAAAAAGAUGCCUCGCUCAAGAAGUGCAUUUCCUCAUUUCCUUCUUAGCUAUUAUCAUAAUAUGGGCUUAUUGACUGUGGGAGGGUGUGACGGUAAAAAUUAUUCUGUCGAGGUCUGAACGCAGCCAUGGGACUGACAGCAACCAGGUCCGUAUAAAAUGACCCACAGUUUAUCCGUCCGGCCCUAGCUGCUGCAUACAUUCUCUUACCUUGCUGUCUGUAUUGAAUUUGAUUUUGUUGCGAAGUUGUGAAAAUGUCUUGCUAAAUUUCCUGAAUAGGGUGCGCUAAUUUUCAGGCGAGUAUUAGGUUACUGGACCGGCCCUGCACACGUCAACAACCGCGCAGUAUUUUUCUGUCUGAUUGUGUGCGGCAGUAGUAUGAGGAGAACACUUGAACGUCUGUUUAACGGCCAAACGGCUGUGCACUGUUUGUGGAGGUUUUGGGCGCAAAAGACUUUUUCUUCUAAGAGUGACUUUCUCAUUUUCAAAGCAAGGCGCGAGGAUGAAAUGGUCUGAAAUUUCCUCUUAAUAAAACUUCAAUUAACAUAACUAUAACACAUGCCGACUUUUAUUACAGCUGCCUUGAGGUUGACAACUUCCCUGACGACACGGCAAACAUUUCGUCUACUGGACCAACGCAAUUUCCGCCUCGUCAUACAGUUCAUCGAAUUGCCGGGGCAAUACGCUGAUGUAAAUUGGAUAAUUAGGUAGAUUAUCGGUGUUUUUUGGCUGUAUAUUUCGCUCUCAGAACAAAAUUGGGUUCCCACAAGAAAAUAACAGUGUUUACGUGCCUAAUUAUGUAAAUUACGCUGAAAACGUGAGCAGAAUAUCCCUUGAGGAAGUGAAGCAGACAAAGCAAACUAUCCGUACGUUAUAUAAUCGUUUUUGUUGGCGGCUAAAUAAAAUGCUUUGCAAUGAAGUGACAGCUAAUUUCUUUUAGUUUUCAACUUCCACAUUUGCUGAUCUUUUUGUUUUCUGAAGUGAAAUGUCAACACAAAUUCUUUUGGCACCCCAAUGGCGGAUAUUGUUUAGUACUUCUGGUCGGAAAUCGUUUUUCAAAUUAUGAUAUUCAAUAAGAGCCUCACAGGAGUUUUGCGAAACUAAGGAACGUGGUCAUUAAGGGAUAAUUAUUAGAUCGAGUUGAAGGAACAAGAGAUAUCUCUGUUAUUCUAAGUUCUUAAGUCUCGGUGAUGUAUUUUUAGCCUUGUGAUUGGUUUACGGACUCUUGGUUGCCAGCUACCAUUUCAGCUGAGUUUGACCGCAUACGGAAAAUAAAUCCGGCAAGUGUCAUGUAUUUUAGGAUUUUUCGCCCAUAAUGGAAAAUUUUGUCAGAAAAAACGGCUGAAAACGGCACAUUUCCUCGUAGGGGCCAAGCACGGUGCUUGCA